CUUAUGGAGAAUAGCACAGAAGCAACAGAGUUCAUCCUCUUGGGAUUGACAGAUGACCCUAAUCUUCAGGUCCCCCUUCUCCUAGUAUUUCUGUUCAUCUACCUCAUCACUCUGGUUGGGAAUGGGGGAAUGAUGGUGAUCAUCCACGCAGACCCCCAACUCCACAUUCCGAUGUAUUUCUUCCUCAGUAACCUCUCCUUCGUAGACCUGGGCUACUCAUCAGCCGUAGCUCCUAAGACGGUGGCCACACUGCAUUCAGGGAAUAAAGUCAUCACCUAUAAUGGAUGUGCUGCGCAGUUCUUCUUCUUUGUGGGUUUUGCCACUGUUGAGUGCUACCUCCUGGCCUCCAUGGCCUAUGACCGCCAUGCAGCUGUAUGUAGGCCACUCCAUUACACCACCACCAUGACAGCAGGUGUGUGUGCCCUCCUGACUGCUGGCUCCUAUGUCUGUGGCUUCCUCAAUGCUUCCAUCCACACAGCAAACACCUUUAGACUCUCAUUCUGUGGUUCUCAUGAAGUUAAUCAUUUCUUUUGCGACAUUCCUCCACUCUUAACCCUCUCAUGUUCUGACACUCACAUCAACAACUUGGUUGUCUUCUGUGUCGUGGGCUUCAAUGUCUUCUUCACCCUCCUGGUCAUCCUCAUCUCUUACCUAUUCAUAUACAUCGCCAUUCAAAGGAUGCGUUCUGCUGAAGGACGGAAGAAAGCCUUCUCCACCUGUGCCUCCCACCUCACUGCUGUCACCAUCUUCUAUGGAACUAUCAUCUUCAUGUACUUACAGCCCAGCUCCAGCCAGUCAAUGGACACUGACAAAAUUGCUUCUGUGUUUUACUCGGUGGUGAUUCCCAUGCUGAACCCCUUGAUCUACAGCCUUAGGAACAAAGAGGUUAAAAAUGCUCUCUGGAAAAUACUCAACAAACUUUAUCCCCAGUCGUUAAGGGUGAGUAGGAAGUAG
Messenger RNA from Suricata suricatta (meerkat), 954 nucleotides. Its product is annotated as olfactory receptor 5B21. Gene Ontology annotation, molecular function: odorant binding; olfactory receptor activity; G protein-coupled receptor activity. The record is from RefSeq and is a predicted model, not a curated record. NCBI's taxonomy places the organism in Eukaryota, Metazoa, Chordata, Mammalia, Carnivora, Herpestidae. Gene Ontology annotation, biological process: G protein-coupled receptor signaling pathway; sensory perception of smell. The coding region runs from base 4 to 954 and encodes 316 amino acids. Gene Ontology annotation, cellular component: membrane. The transcript has a single exon.